CGGGUGGCCGGGCCCAGCCGGGGCCGCGGGAGGCGGGGGCGCCCAGGCCCUGGAUGUCCGGCAGCGCGGCGGCCAGCGGCGGACCCAGGAGGCCUGAGCAGCAUCUGUCCCCAGCCCCUGGUGGGGCCCUGGGGCCCCCCGAAAUCUCCAGGACGGAGCCAGACGGGGCGGGCACCAUGAACAAGUUACGGCAGAGCCUGCGGCGGAGGAAGCCGGCUUACGUGCCCGAGGCAUCGCGGCCCCACCAGUGGCAGGCGGACGAGGACGCGGUGCGCAAGGGCACCUGCAGCUUCCCGGUCAGGUACCUGGGCCACGUGGAGGUCGAGGAGUCCCGAGGCAUGCACGUGUGUGAGGACGCCGUGAAGAAGCUCAAGGCGAUGGGCCGGAAGUCGGUGAAGUCUGUCCUGUGGGUGUCGGCGGAUGGGCUCCGAGUGGUAGACGACAAGACCAAGGACCUGCUGGUGGACCAGACCAUCGAGAAAGUCUCCUUCUGCGCCCCUGACCGCAACCUGGACAAGGCGUUCUCCUACAUCUGUCGCGACGGCACCACGCGCCGCUGGAUCUGCCACUGCUUCCUGGCGCUCAAGGACUCGGGCGAGAGGCUGAGCCACGCCGUGGGCUGCGCGUUCGCCGCCUGUCUGGAGCGGAAACAGCGCCGGGAGAAGGAGUGCGGGGUCACGGCCGCCUUCGACGCCAGCCGCACCAGCUUCGCCCGGGAGGGCUCCUUCCGCCUGUCCGGGGGCGGGCGCGCGGCCGAGCGCGAGGCCCCCGACAAGAAGAAAGCAGAGGCAGCAGCUGCCCCCACAGCGGCUCCCGGCCCUGCCCAGCCUGGGCACGUGUCCCCAACGCCAGCCACCACAUCCCCUGGGGAGAAGGGUGAGGCGGGCACCCCCGUGGCUGCAGGCACCACUGCGGCCGCCAUCCCCCGGCGCCACGCCCCGCUGGAGCAGCUGGUCCGCCAAGGCUCCUUCCGUGGGUUCCCAGCACUCAGCCAGAAGAACUCACCUUUCAAACGGCAGCUGAGCCUGCGGCUGAAUGAGCUGCCGUCCACUCUGCAGCGCCGCACUGACUUCCAGGUGAAGGGCACAGUGCCUGAGAUGGAGCCUCCGGGGGCCAGCGACAGCGACAGCAUCAACGCGCUGUGUACCCAGAUCAGCUCGUCUUUCGCCAGCGCGGGCGCACCAGCCCCAGCGCAGCCAUCCACCGUGGCAGGCGCCUCUGCCUGGGGUGAGCCCUCCAUGCCCCCUGCAGCCACCUUCCAGCCCGGGCACAAGCGGACACCUUCAGAGGCCGAGCGGUGGCUGGAGGAAGUGUCCCAGGUGGCCAAGGCCCAGCAGCAGCAGCAGCAGCAGCAGGCGGCCGCAGCCCCCCUGCCCACCAUGCCCCCCGCCCUGCAGCCUUUCCCCGCCCCCGUGGGGCCCUUCGAUGCGGCGCCGGCUCAGGUGGCCGUGUUCCUGCCGCCCCCGCACAUGCAGCCUCCCUUUGCGCCUGCCUACCCGGGCUUGGGCUACCCGCCCAUGCCCCGGGUGCCGGUGGUGGGCAUCACGCCCUCGCAGAUGGUAGCCAACGCCUUCUGCUCAGCCGCCCAGCUGCAGCCCCAGCCCGCCACCCUGCUCGGGAAAGCCGGCGCCUUCCCGCCCCCGGCCGCACCCAGCGUCCCCGGGGGCCAGGCCCGCCCCCGCCCCAGCGGGACCCCCUGGCCCCCAGAGCCAGCGCCCGCCCCAGCGCCCGCCUUGGACCCCUUCGAGGCCCAGUGGGCAGCGUUAGAAGGUAAACCCGCUGCAGAGAAGCCGUCCAACCCCUUCUCCGGGGACCUGCAGAAGACCUUCGAGAUCGAACUGUAGCCCGCCCCGCCCCGCGCCUCUCCCCAGCCCCAAGCCCCCACCCCCGCAAGCCCCGCGACCACCCCUGCACCCACUACGGCACCAACGCCGCCACGGGGCCGCGCGACCCCUCCUCCGCCCCAGCUACAGCCCCCGUUUCUGUGUCGACCUCUCACUUUCUAGCGCUGGGCUGGACGGCGGAGGGACGCCCACCGCGGCGCCCCCAGGUCUGGUCGCCUCCUCCCCCCACAGCACAAGCCAAGGGCGUCCCUCUGCCCGCAGCCGCGUUCACUGCCAGUGCUGUGCCCGGCCCCGCCCGGGCCCGGGGCUCAUGGGGGGCCCAGGAGGCGGGGAGAGGUAGGGGAGGAAGAUGCUGUUACCUCACGUGGGUGCCCGCUGGGAAGGGGUCCGGGAGGCUGGGGAAGGGGUGCCUGGCGGGUACUUUUCUAUCUUUUAUUUCCAGAUUUUUUUUGUAUCUAAACUUGCAGAUUUGUAUUAUAUAAGGACAGCCAAUAAAGGAAGACUAUAACGGUGCCCUUGGGGAGACGGGGUGUGUGUGUGUGUGUGUGUGUGUAGGGGGCACGGGGUGGCCGCAGCGCGCCUGGACCUCUGAGUGCAGCCGGGGCCGCAGGUGCAACGGGCUCGGCGCCUGGCAGGUGGGUGAUGCGGCCAGACCAGGAUGAAUCACCUGAUUCCGUGACUCAGGGAGCCAGAGCGGAGGUGCGAAAAAGACGAACUAUAAACUGCCGAUCGGUUCCCUGUCAACACUCUAAUCAGACGGCGCGGACCUGCCUUGGGAGGGAGCUGCCAAGGUCUCGCCUCGCCAGCUGCGGGUCUGGUAACCCAGGCGGCCCCCGGAUGGGGCGGCACGUGGAUCUGAAGUCCGUUGUUUCCUGGGUUCCUUGACAGAAUCUAUAAAACACAUUUUAAA
Lepus europaeus (European hare) is the source of this 2754-nucleotide messenger RNA. RefSeq names its product NUMB like endocytic adaptor protein (gene NUMBL). Lineage: Eukaryota; Metazoa; Chordata; Mammalia; Lagomorpha; Leporidae. The coding region runs from base 54 to 1844 and encodes 596 amino acids. The record is from RefSeq and is a predicted model, not a curated record. The transcript is spliced from 10 exons.